CCGGGGCGGUACCGGCGGCGGCGGCGGCGGCGCGGAGCCAUGGUGAAGAUCGGCGUCCAGCAGCCGGCCGCGGCGCUCAAGCCGGAGCAGGAGAAGGAGAAGGCGGCGGGGGGCGAUGGGGCGGCGGGCGCCGUGCUGCUGCCCGCGGGCGCCGAGGAGCAGGCUCCCGUGGUGCAGGGCCGCAGGUCAUCGCUCAGCGGGGUGUGCUACCUGACCAUGGGUCUCCUCGUGCUGCUCCUUGGCUUGGUCUUUGCAUCAAUGUAUGUCUACAGAUACUUCUUCAUCACGCAGCUUCCCCGCGAGAGCGUGUUUCACUGCGGCGUCCUUUAUGAAGACUCGCUGUAUUCGCCCUUCAAGGGGCAGCUGGAACUGCACGAAGAUGUCAAGAUUUACAUCGAGGACAACUAUGAGCAAAUCAAUGUCCCGGUGCCCCAGUUUGGAGGGAGCGACCCUGCGGAUAUCAUCCAUGAUUUCCAGCGAGGUCUAACAGCUUAUCAUGACAUAACGCUGGAUAAAUGCUACGUCAUUGAGCUGAACACCACUAUCGUGAUGCCUCCACGCAACCUCUGGGAGCUGCUGGUUAAUGUGAAGAAGGGGACAUACCUGCCUCAGACGUACAUCAUCCAGGAGGAGAUGAUUGCCACUGAGCACGUCAGCGACAUGGAGCAGCUCGGCUCCUUCAUCUACCGCCUGUGCAGCGGCAAGGAGACCUACAGGCUGAAGCGGAGGAGCACCAGGAGACGUAUCAGUCGACGUGAGGCUGGGGACUGCCACCGUAUUCGUCACUUUGAAAACACUUUUGUGGUUGAAACUGUUAUCUGCAAAAAAUCAUGAAGCCCCUGUCCAGCUGUAAUCUUCCAUGGCUUUGCUUGCACACACAUGCUCUCAGCCCUCUUUUUAGACUUGGUAAUCUGUCUUACUUCUUUACUCCCUCUCCUGCUUGUGCAACUCUAAAGCCUUGGGUCUGUCAUGGCCUCGCAGUUGAUUCUGUUCUCUUUUCUCUUUACUGAGAUGUUUUGCUGGGCUUAAAUUUAUGCAACAGUCACAGAUGGCCUUGGAGCGGAUACAGCCUCUUCCUCCCCACAGCGUGGAGAUCUGUUUGAGGAGCAGGUUUGGGGUAGAAGGGAUGGCCAACAAGUGGGAUGCUGGAAAUGGGUGCUCUUCUCCUAUCUGAGCAGUUUCAUGCUGGCACUGUUGUGAGGCUGGGGUAGAAGGUAUACUACAGGAGGAGAAUUACCAUUCUGAUGCUAAUGUAAUGACAGAGUAUGUCAUCAGAUGGACUUAGAAUUAGAUGUGAAGUUACCAAGAGGGUGAUUUGGAAAGCUCAGCAGAAGGAGGGUUUCUGCCCACACUGAACUGUGAUGCUCACAGUUUGUUGUCCCAAUGAAGACCAAGUUUUCAAACAGUGGAAGCAGCCCGUAUGCAUUGUUUCUGUGUAUAGCUUCUGGCUGAAUUGCAGUGGCAUACCUGGAAUCGGCCAGGCUACCCUCCCUCAGCCUUCAGUAUAACAAGCAAGUGGUGUCUGCUUGUGGCUCCUGAGCUCAUUUGCUGCCGUAUUGCCUGAGUAAAUAGAGGU
Tympanuchus pallidicinctus (lesser prairie-chicken) is the source of this 1576-nucleotide messenger RNA. It is a transcript of the gene ITM2C, whose product is annotated as integral membrane protein 2C. Gene Ontology annotation, biological process: negative regulation of amyloid precursor protein biosynthetic process. Lineage: Eukaryota; Metazoa; Chordata; Aves; Galliformes; Phasianidae. Gene Ontology annotation, molecular function: amyloid-beta binding. Gene Ontology annotation, cellular component: plasma membrane; Golgi apparatus; extracellular exosome. The transcript is spliced from 6 exons. Bases 40 to 834 code for a protein of 264 amino acids. The record is from RefSeq and is a predicted model, not a curated record.